AAUUAAUAUAAAGUUUUCCAAGCUUUCAGGUGUUUCAGAGAUUGAAAAAUUAGGCAGCGUUACGUGCAGUUUUUAUAAAGUAAAAGAAAAAACAUAGUCUUCUGAUGGAUGCAGUAUUGUCCGUAUGUCUUCAUUGGAGAUAAUAUGUCAAUGCAAUCAUUUAACAAGCUUUGCAAAAAUAUUAAAUGUUUAUCAAUCAAAUGAAGAAUCACUUGGCCUUGAAGUUGUUACAUGGAUUGGUUGUGGACUAUCAAUUGCAGGAUUAGUUUUUACAAUUAUUAGCUAUUCUGCUUUUCCUUCAUUGCGACAAAAACUGGCUCCAAAAGUUCUUAUUAUUUUGUGUGCAAACUUAUUGUGCACUCUUGUUUUAUUCCUUGCUUUGGUAUCAAAAACAGAACCUCGUGGUUUGUGUCAGACUGUUGCUUCAUUGUUGCAGUUUUUUAUUUUGUCAACAUUUUUCUGGAUGGCAGUAGAAGGAUUUAUGUUGUAUAAAAUGUUUGUAAAAGUAUUUGGUGGAUCGCACAACUCCACUAACAUUUUGCUAAAAGCUUCAGCAUUUGGAUGGGGUAUGCCAUUAAUAUUUACAGUUGCAACUGCAGCAAGUAAACCUGAUUCCUUAGGCCCUAGUCUAGGUCCAAUCACCAAAAAAUAUUUAAAGUUGUGUGUUGUUCACGGUUUUUCAUUUUAUUUUGGUAUACUUUUACCUGUCUGCAUAGUAAUGGCAUUCAAUAUUGUAAUACUUUUAUUAGCUAUCAGAGGUAUUGAUAGCAACUCUAGUCUACAGAAUAAGAUAAAGAAAAAAAGAAAAGUCCGAAUUGCUUUUGUAUGCUCUUUAUUGCUUGGCACAACUUGGUUGUUUGCAAUUUUAGCUGUUGGAAAACUUGAAAUUACAUUUCAAUGGUUAUUUUGUAUUUUUAAUUCUCUUCAAGGUUUCUUUAUUUUUUUGUUCUAUACUCUUGAUAAUAAAAAAGUUAAAGACCAAUGGAUGUCAUUUUUGUAUGAAAAGAGAGUCUGGCAGCUCAAAACGUUUGAGACAAAAAACAUGAAACUUGAUAAUACAGAUUCGCAAACUUCUACAUUGGCAUUGCAAAUAAGUACAUUGUAAAAUAAUUGCUAGUAUUUAUUACCAGUUCUAGACUUCAUCAACUUCUUCUGCUAAUUCCGUUUUAAAUUUCUAAGAUUUGCGAUAAAUUUAGCUAACCAUGAUUACAUCGAAAAUUUUGCGAUAAAUUAAACUUAUAAAUCUCUUUGUUACAUUUAUCUAUGAUCACUUUGGUAAACGAAACAACGAUGUUGAGAGAUUUCUUCUUGAACUGAAAACCCUUAUUCAACUGUUUUUAUUUUUCAUAUUUAAAAAAUAUAAUUACAUUAGGUGUGUAAAAGUGCUACUAUUAUAUGUAGUUUAGUAAAUCAACUUAUUUCAUGCUUGUGUUUGACCACAAUUAACUUAUUUACGAUUAAUGAAGUUAUUUUAGCAUUGUCUGCAAGUGUUGUGUGACACAUUAAAAACAAGUUUUGUAAUUAUCGUGUGGUUAUGAUUUUAAACAAUUUAGUUAUUUUUAAAAA
Molecule: messenger RNA, 1566 nt
Organism: Hydra vulgaris (swiftwater hydra)
Lineage: Eukaryota; Metazoa; Cnidaria; Hydrozoa; Anthoathecata; Hydridae
Source: RefSeq, a predicted model, not a curated record